This is a messenger RNA of Parastagonospora nodorum SN15, 1371 nucleotides long. RefSeq lists its product as hypothetical. Gene Ontology annotation, cellular component: nucleus. The coding region runs from base 1 to 1371 and encodes 456 amino acids. The transcript has a single exon. The record is from RefSeq and is a predicted model, not a curated record. Lineage: Eukaryota; Fungi; Ascomycota; Dothideomycetes; Pleosporales; Phaeosphaeriaceae. Gene Ontology annotation, biological process: transcription by RNA polymerase II.
AUGGAGUUUCAGCGAGGAGAGCGCGUGAAUCUCAAUUUCGACACUGGCGCAGUAGAAAAGCUGGAGUCUGAGGACGAUUACCAGUCGGCGCAACCCACAUUCCCUACAUUCGUGGGCGACAUACUCGAGCGCGAGUCGGCUCCAGCUAACGCACCAGUCGCACCUUCGCUCAAAGCAAAUGUAAAUGGCUUUCCAGCGCAUAAGAAACGCACACCUAGAGUUUCUGCUUUCAAGCAACAGCGCGCGGCAAAGGAACAGCAAGCAGCAACAGCCGCAAAUAGCACUUCACAAGAUGCGCCCAAGACACGCAAUGUGGGGUUUGACUUGAGCAACGAAAAGAAGUCAAUAGACGAGGAGAACAACAAACGACUCGCAGACAUGUCAGCCGCAGAGAUUGAGCAGGAGCGGCAGGAACUCAUGUCGAGUCUUAGUCCUGCGCUGAUUCAGAAGCUCAUGGCACGGUCAAAUAUAGAGGAAGGGAGCAACGAGCGCGAUCUCUUCCCAGUGGAACCCGCUCCAUCUUCUACAACUAACGCCGCAGAGCCUAAGACGAAGGCGCCAAACGCAAAGAAGGUGUCUUUCGCAGCAUCAGAAGACAAGGAAGACGUCGCUCCAGCGUCAGCCGCAACCGCAUCCUCCACCACCUCAACAUCCACUUCACAACCCACCACCUCGUCCACCCAAGACUCGAUACACUUCCCCACGCCCCGCCAACCUCCCGACCUCGACCCCAAUGACCCCUCCUUCCUCAAAAACCUGCACGAGAAAUACUUCCCGAACCUCGCCUACGACCCCAGCGCCCUCUCUUGGAUGGCCCCCAUCGACCCGUCCGACACAUCCUCGCCAUACCACCCCUCUCAAACCGCCCUUAACGCAACAGAGCUGCGCUUCGACUUCAAAGGCACGCUCCUCGCGCCCAGUAUCGCUCGAAGCAUACCCUCCGACCGCGGUCUACACCACCACGCCGACGCGCCCGAGGCCGCGGGGUACACGAUUCCCGAGCUCGCCGUGCUGAGUCGCAGCGCUGUACCGGCGCAGAGAUGUAUGGCGUAUCAGACGCUCGGGCGCAUAUUAUACCGGCUCGGACAGGGCGAGUAUGGGGUCGAGAAAGGCAGGCAGGAUAUCGAUCAGCCGGUGCAGGUUGCGAAGGACCCGGGGGUCGAGGAAAGUGAUGAGGAUGAAGAUGAUGAGGCGGAUGUCGGGAGUGCGAUGGCGAGCGGGCUAUGGUCUUGUAUUGAGGAGGGGCGCGUUAUUGAGACGAUGACCGAGGAGGCGAAUAGGACGAAGGGGCAUUUAACGGCACGGACAUUCGCACAGGAAGCGCUGUGGAAUUGGCGGAGGGGUGGAGGGAGGAAAAGGCAGGCUGUUUGA